UAUUUCAACCGGUAGAUCUUAAUCAAACCAGUCACUAAGAGCAUUCAGUUUACCGUAGAAGUACAAGAAAUAUUUUUGAAAAUGAGCAGUAAAAUUACAAAGUCAAAAUUGAGCUCCCCGAAUUUGGUGAGAUCAUCGCCGAAAAGUACUCAGCCAACGGUGAUGGAACAAAUUUUUAGCUGCCAGUUCGAAGUGUUUGGUCAUGUGCAGGGUGUCUUCUUUCGCAAGGUAAGCUCUUGAACUAGUAUUUAUCAAAAGAAGGCCAAGGAGCUGGGCAUAACUGGCUGGUGCAUGAACACAUCGCAAGGAACCGUCAAGGGAAUGCUUGAAGGACCCUUGGACCAAGUGACCGACAUGAAGUACUGGCUGCAGCACAAGGGCAGUCCUCGCUCGGUGAUCGAGAAGGCGGUUUUCUCCGAGAACGAGCCCUUGCCCAUCAACAACUUCAAGAUGUUCUCAAUACGCCGCUAAACUUUGUAUCCCCACACGAGUUCAGUAAUUAAUUUUGUUAAGUUAAAAUUGGAGUGUCCUUUGAGCAUAUCACACCCCUUUGUCAGGCCAUAAAGCCAAAACGUGAGAAUCGCGGAGAGCACGUAAUAAAAACUCUUUUCGGUUCCCAAAACAA
Messenger RNA from Drosophila biarmipes, 625 nucleotides. Its product is annotated as acylphosphatase-2. The transcript has 3 exons. NCBI's taxonomy places the organism in Eukaryota, Metazoa, Arthropoda, Insecta, Diptera, Drosophilidae. Gene Ontology annotation, molecular function: acylphosphatase activity. The record is from RefSeq and is a predicted model, not a curated record.